This is a messenger RNA of Pelagomonas calceolata, 1396 nucleotides long. Lineage: Eukaryota; Pelagophyceae; Pelagomonadales; Pelagomonadaceae. The record is from the annotation of a GenBank genome assembly.
CAGUUUGGCAGGGGGCAGCAAAACGGUGCUGGGACCGCAACGACAAAACGCCGUCGCGCCGCGACCGCAUUGCUGCCGCGCCGCGCGCACGCAGUCGACCCACCGUGCCGGAACAAAGGGGCAGCCGUCGAGCACCAUGGACGGGGUUGAUAGAGACGAGGGCAUGUUGCUGGACGCCGCGUCGACGGCCACGCGCAGCGCGGGCGAGAAGCUGCGAAGUGUUUUUGAAAGGCACGACAAGCGGGGACGCGGCAAAAUUACGGUAGAGGCCUUCGAGGAGGCGCUCGAGCGCUUGGGUGUCCUACGGCACCACCGCCGCGCGUGCGCGAGACGAUUUGCGACUAGGGGCAAGGCGGACUACAACGACUUUUGUAGAUUUGCGGCGUUGAGCGACGACGCGGCGCUAGCCCGCGCGUUGGCCGACGUCGCUUCCGGUCUGCGGGUGAGGGACGCCGAGGACCUCUUGGAGCCGCUCCUCGAAGCGGAUCCGCGCGGGGCGGGCGUCGUGCCCGUCGCCGUGUUUCGGGACGUGUUCCUGCGCGACUGGCGCGCGAAGACGACGGAGCUUCGGUUGCAGCAGUUGGCGUCGCGUUUUGCAUUGCCGGAUGACGCUUCUGUGGUAGACUACGAGCUGCUGGUCAGGCACCUCGCCGCGGCGCUAGCAACCGCGAAGUGCAAGGCGAAACGAGGCCGCCGGACGCGCUUCGCGCCGGAACCUACAAGACACAGCAAGCCGCCGAAGCGGGGCCAACCUUUAGACGGCGAGGAACCUUGGUUCGCGCGGCCCGCGUCCCAGAGUUACGGGCGGCGCCGGUCGAACGAUGAGGAUAGAGACAAGACCUACUUCGAGCUGUCGCUGUCGCCGGCGCGGAACCGCCGCGCGUCGCCGCGCAAAGCUAGGCCGCGCAAGGACGAGUCCGACGACGACGAGGAAGCCUUGUACGCCCCGCCGACCAAAAAUAGAGCACCUGACGCCUUGUCUUCAGCAAUUGCGGAUCGGAGAAUCGGAUUGAACUCGGCGGGCUCGCCACCGACGUUCUGCGCGCCCGCGCCCGACGACCACCUCUUCGCCGGCGCGCCUGUAGAUGCGAAGCCGUCGCGCCGGUCGCUGGAUUUAUCAUCGAAAAAGACGUGGGCCUGCGCCGUCUGCUACUACGCGGGCAACGGCGAAAAAGAUAUGGAAUGCGGCAUCUGCUACGCGGCCAACCCGGCGUCGGCGAAGGGCCGCGCGGAGCUGCUGGGGCUCGAGAACGCCGCGGCGGGGCGCGUCGUCCGGGAGUGCGUCGACGACGACGACGUCUGGCGCGAUACGGCGUCGCCGCGGAGGAGUCCCGAGAAUUCGCCGCGGGGGUGGCGGGACUAGUCCACGGGGGUAUAAGUCUUACACAUUACUGGC